Messenger RNA from Coturnix japonica (Japanese quail), 9073 nucleotides. It is a transcript of the gene LRATD1, whose product is annotated as LRAT domain containing 1. The record is from RefSeq and is a predicted model, not a curated record. Gene Ontology annotation, biological process: cell motility; cell morphogenesis. NCBI's taxonomy places the organism in Eukaryota, Metazoa, Chordata, Aves, Galliformes, Phasianidae.
CUUUUUUUGUGUGGGGUUUUUUUUGUUUUUUUUUUUCCUUGCAAGGUCCUGGCCGAGAUGCGAGGCACGAGCGGGCAGAUACGGGUGGCAGCUGCGAGGCCGCCUGCUUCUCCGGCCGCCUGCUUCUCCAGCCGCCUGUUCUCAUGUACAGCGGCUUGGUUCGGCUGCGGGCGGGCUCGGGACCCUCCGGGCCAGCCCCUCCCAGCACUCUCUCUGCCCUUUCUCUUGCGGAGCGAAGAGAGGAGACUCCCGAAGCAACUCCGUCCCCCGCGCGGAGGCGGCGGGCGGCGAGGAGCCGCCUUCUCCUGCAGCGUGGGGUUGGGCCGGGGAGCCGGGAACCCCGGGGCACUGCCCUGCCCCGCACCCCGAGAGCGUGGGGAAAGGAUCAGCGCCGGGAGUCUCCUCCUCGCACGGAGGGGAGGGAUGGAGCGGGGGAGGAAUGGGUGCUCGGGGUGGAAUCGCUGAAGUCUUUUAUCCGGCGAUUCCUGCCCUCGCCUCGCCCUGUCAUUGAUGGGAAAUCAACUGGAUCGCAUCACCCACCUGAAUUACAGCGAGCUGCCGACCGGGGACCCCUCGGGGAUCGAGAAAGACGAGCUGCGCGUCGGGGUGGCUUACUUCUUUUCGGAUGAGGAGGAGGACCUGGACGAGCGAGGCCAGCCAGACAAGUACAGCGUGAAGGGCUCCGGCAGCCCUGGCCAGGAGACGCCCACCCACCACCUCCACCACCAGCUCGUGCUGAACGAGACUCAAUUCUCCGCUUUCCGUGGCCAGGAAUGCAUCUUCUCCAAGGUCAGCAGCGGCCCCCAGGCUGGGGACCUGAGCGUCUACUCGGUGUCAGCGCUGCCUGCUCUCUGCAAGCCGGGGGACCUGCUGGAGCUGCUCUACCUGGGGCCGUCGGAGCAGCCGCCGCCGCACUGGGCAGUGUACGUGGGCAGCGGGCAGAUCAUCCACCUGCACCAGGGGCAAAUCCGCCAGGACAGCUUAUACGAGGCAGCCGCGGGCAACGUGGGCCGGGUGGUGAAUAGCUGGUACCGCUUCCGCCCGCUGGUGGCUGAGCUGGUGGUGCAAAACGCCUGCGGGCACCUGGGCUUAAAAAGCGACGAGAUCUGCUGGACUAACUCCGAGAGCUUCGCCGCCUGGUGCCGCUUCGGAAAACGGGAGUUCAAAGCCGGGGGGGAGCUGCAGGCUGCUGCCGGCACCCAGCAGCAGUACUAUCUCAAGAUCCACUUGGCGGAGAACAAGGUGCACACGGUGAGGUUCCACAGCCUGGAGGAUCUAAUACGUGAGAAGCGCAGAAUCGAUGCCAGUGGCAAACUGAGAGUGAUCAAAGACCUGGCUAUAGUGGAUGGGAAAGAAUAGUGCGCAGCGGGGGUACAUGGCUAUCUUCCUUCUGCCCUGCUGGGGAGCCCAGCCUGCCACAGGGGCAGCCGGCUGCACCCUCUUUCCAUAGGACGCGACUGAAAGCAGGAUCCAUGGCAACAUUCCAAACAAACAGCGUUCUUUACACCCAUAGCCAGUAUUUUGUUUGGCUUUUAAUAGUGUUAAAGCUGAAAGAGCGCGUGAGAGAGAGAGAGGAAGAAAAGAGGGGGGAGGUGCACAAAGGCUGUUCUCUCAGUGUGUGGACAAAGUCUCUCCUGUUGAUCGAUGUUGACCAUUCUAGCAACAUGCUAAUAAAAUUUCAAAUUGAAAUUUUUUUAAUUUUUAUUUCAUGGCUUUAAUCCAUGACAGAUUUUAAACACUGGGGGCCAUGGAUGUGGGUUUAGCUAAAUGAGUUUUUAGCUAAUGUUUGCCUUGCAGCCAACCAAAAGCAUCCACUGUACUUUGCUAGUUGGAAGGGGUUGCAGGUGGGGGAGUUCUAAGUGCUUGUUUGCUUUGUUUCUCAACACUGUUGCUUCAGCCCAUAACUGCAACUCAAAUUUGAUCCCAGCCAACUCUAGCAAGACAUCAACAGGGGAAAAUGCUUUCACAUUUAUGGCUGAAGCUGAUCACAUUUAAAAUAAUGUCUUUGUUUUCUGUCUGCAGCUCUCUGCUAAAUGUUACCAUAAUUUAUAAGCUGCUUCCAUCACCCUUUUUAUUUUUUGUAUGGAAAAAGUUGGUGAGCAGCUGUUUCCUUGAAACUAAAUUCACUGGUUGAAGGUGUAUAUUGAAGAACAGUGUACUCAGUGUUGGUCCUUGGAGGUCCAGCCUCUAGCAUCUGAUGCUUGAGCAGUGGGUUUGUGUCGCUCUAGUGACUCUCAUUGCAGCACUGCUUCACUACCUCUUCAUGCACAAAUCAACAGAAUCCUGCAAAAAAAAAAAAAACAAACCAAACAAAUAGGUUUGAAUUCUGCAUGUUGUCUUUUUAAACAGCAAUUUAUUGCAUAUUUGCAUUUCCACUUAAAAUAUAUGUAAUGUGGCCAUUCAUUUUGCAUUUCAAAUUCUAAGCAACUAAGAAUCCCAUUCAGUCUAAGUUUAGGAAUCUACAGCUGCAUUUAAGAUGCCUUUUCAUGUGAUGUGAGCAAUGCCUUGUCUGUAUUUCAGAUCCCAUUCACUCAUUGCUUAACUUGCAGUUUUGAAGUGAAAGAUCAAAAUAUUAAAUAUACAUAAAAUUUAAAAAAAUAUACUGGGGCAUUUCUAAAUCUGUAUUAAUCUAUUUUUAUUACUCUGAGCUGCGUACAACUUGUAAUAAGCAAUUUGUCUCUGCAUGUUUCAGUGCUGGAAAGAAAAUGCAUUUGUUUUUGUUCCCUCUUCCCACAUCAAUGUCAGAUGACAGAAUAGAAGUAACACCCCUGUUCUGUAUGUACAAUACACUCCACCCCCUAUCAAUGUACUGUUUCCUGGCUCCUUUUUUGUAUUAAACAAUGUCAUUAGCAACCUUGAUUCAACAGUAAUUUCAUUUCUACAAAGGGUUUCCCUUCCAUACCUGAAGCUGUGAGGGUGGAGUGUAGUUCACUAUAAAUAUCAGCAUAAAAAUGUUUAAAUAAAUACACUCCUUUAGUGAAGGUCAUCAAACAGGCUUUGUUUACUGUCACAAGUAGCAUAGUUAUGCCCUAAUGGGCAGUGUUACUUUUAUUUCCCCUCUCGCCUUAAAGUACCAUGGUUAGUACAAUAUGGGGUAAGCAUUUUUUUUAAGUGAAUUGUCAUGCCUUUUAUUAAAGACGUACUACUUUAGCUUUAUAUGGGUGAUAAUGUCUGAUAAUGAUAGCUUUUUUUCCAUGAGAUUUAACAAUUUUCAACUUUGAACGUUCAUUUGUGUAUAUUGCAUUGCAUCUCCUAGAUGGUUCCAGUUGCUGAGUACCUCAUAGUAUUUGGGGGAGGUGCUAUGAGACUGCAGAAAGGUACUGAUAUUACAACCAAAAGCACUUAGGGGAAAAAAUGGAACAUAAAUAGUAGGAGGAGGAAGAGUGGGCAAAAGUAAUUUAAUUUUUCCUUGUAAGAUAUGUUGGAGAAGUGAGGUGGAAAGAGAUGGAGAGGGAAUAAUUGGCAAAGUGUCUACAAAGACAGAAAGAAUGGAGUCAUGUAAAUUUUGAUUUCUGAAAUGCUUUUUCUUCAGAUUGUUCACAAAUGAAUAAGGUAGGGUUAGACAGAGGAUCCUUGAAAGAAUAGCACUGCAAGUACUCACCAGUGAGAAAUCAGAAUGUGACUUUAAACAUUUCACUGUCCUAUGAAAAUGUUCCCUUUAUCUUAACAGACUUUUUAACUGUUGUGAGGUUUUUUUUAUGUUUUUUUUAAUGUUUUUUUUUAAUGUUUUUUUAAUAUAUUUUUUUUAAUGACUGACUAACCUGGUUCAUGAACAUGUCAGUUUUCCUUAGUUGGCUUUGCUAGAUGUGUGUUUAUUCAAGCUCUGUCAGAAAUCUUUGGCAUUUCUCCAAAUCUGUACAGAGAAAGGUAACAAGAAAAUUAGGGCCUCGGUCCUUUGCAUGAUGUCUGGAAGAAAGUAUUGGAAGUACUCAUUAAUGGCAUUAAUCUGAGAUAGAUUACUGCUGUGACUAUUUUCAAGUGGCAGUCUGCCAUUAGCAACAGAGAUAUCCACGCAGGUCAUUUUGUUUUUACUUUCUCUGGAUUUUAGUCCUCAGUUUCUGAAGCAAUCUGGUCUGAAUUUGCAAUCCACUGAAAUUAAUAGAAAGACUUUCACUGACUUUAGUGAGCUUUGGGUCAGGCUGUGUUGAUUAAAAUGUGGUUGAAAUUUGUGGACCUUGAAGAGAAUUGAGGUUUAAAGUGGCAUUAAGGAGAACAGAAGGGCCACCUUUCUGUGGUCAGAGACAGGCAAUAUUGUGGAAAUCAGGAAGAAAACAGACUAGUCCUCAAACAAGCAGUGUUAAUGUGACAAAGCAGUAGAAAAAGAAUGAAAAGUGAAUAGAAAUGAUUGUUCAGUGCCUUGAAACAAGAAAUGAAAGGCUGGGGAGCAGUUAGAUACAAGUGAGGCAAUUAUGUGUAUGAUUGACAUGUAGAAAAGUAAUUGAUUAUACUCAUCUUUCAGGAUCAGUGACCUGUCUGAGUUAACAUUUCCAUUUCCGUCAGUAAAGAUAUUGACAAAUUAUAUUAUAUCCAUGGAUCUGUUUACAUUCUUCAGUCUAGGGUAAAUAUUUAUAUCUAAGUAAUUCAUUGGCACUGAAGUACUGCCUUGUAAUGUGACUGCAGGGUUAGGUUACUUGCAAAUCCUGCUUUUGUGUCACAUUUCAAGUUUUCUGUUAGCUAUUUGGGGAGCUGCUUUAUUGAAACUCUUGCUUGGAUACUAUAUUCCUUGUCAUUUCAAAAUGCAAUCUCCUGAAUUGCUUUGAGGCUAACAUUUUAUUAAAAAUUUGUUUCGUGUUCUCCUGAAGCAUAGAGAGCCUUUGUGAAAUGUUUUACUGGCAUGACUGAACUGUUUGCUGGUUAUUGGCUGGGCACAUAGGUACAUAAGUACAGGAAUGGGUGGCAAUAUGGGUUUUAUAUCCAUCAGCUUUGUAUUUCCAUGUUACUUUGUUUUUAUUUUUUAGGACUUCUUCCUCUCCAAAAAUAUCUGUAUGCAAUUCUAAAAAGAGAAAACCUUCAGAAUAUUUAUAUAUUUAAGGCAAUAUUAUGCUGCAUUGAUUUCAGAUUGAAAUCUGGUUGUAACAAGAUAUGGCCUUCAGGGUGUGACAAGAAAUGGCCUUCAGUCUGUGCAGAGUGUGCAUAAUGUUAAUUAUCUUGCCUGAUUUAAUUUUAGUGUCUUUCAUAUUCAGGUAAGUGAUGUGCAAAAAUCUGUCAGAGUUUAUAGACCUCUUUAUGCGAAGUGUUGAACAGCUGUAACUCCAACCAAAGUUGGCUGAAGUUGAGAGAAUGCUGGAUCUCACUGGAGACAUGCGACAUCUUGUAGGAUCAGGUACCUCAGCCCUCCUCCCCCCUGCCCAAGUUUCUAAAUCUGUCUUUUUAACUACAAAAGAAAUGGGGGACUGUGGUAUCUACUGUGACUUCUGUUGUUAUUUUCUAUGGAAGUUUUCUACUGGAGUAGCAUAGAAGUGUUCUGUCCAUAAUUUUGCUUAUCUGUGAUGAAAAAAGAUGGUAUGUGUUGAUGCUUAUAUUUUGUAAAUGAUAUCUUUUCUGCUUUAUAUCCCAGGAGAACGAUGAUGGUCUCAGUCCAAAAGGAUUAAUUCAGAAAUAUGUAGGGAGGUAUGACUGGGAUACUUAAGCUGAGAGCUGUUUCACUGCAGAAUUAGGUUUGAAAGAAUAAUAAUGUAUGACUAGAGUGUGAUCAUGUGCAGCUGUUUGUUCAUGAAUGUUAGUGUUUCCAUGGCAAAUCUGGAAUCUAUUUACUUAAUUGUUAUGAAAUAUGAAACUUCUCUGCUCCCUGAGUUCAAAUAUGACAAACAAAACUGCCCUACAUUCACGGACCCUCAAUCUGUCAAUUUUUUAUUUUUAUUUUCCAGUUUUAUUGUAAAGAGAAUUAAUAUUGGAAUCAGAUAUUUUACUAAACUGAUUAUAAGUGAAAAUAAGAUGUUAGUUUGGAAAAAAGGCAGUGAGCUAGGAAUCUUCUGUUACUUGGAGUGCCAGUGGAUUUACUCCCAUUUUAUAGAGGUAUAAACUACUAGUCCUGCAAUUUUUUAAAGCAAGUAAUUGUGACACUAUGUAUUUUCUUUUGCAAUAUAAUAUUAAUAUAUAUAUAUAAUACAGAUCCCUUGUGAAAUUAUUCUUUUUCCAUAUAUCAAAUGUCACCAUGCCUUGGAAAGUAAUUAUUAUUGGAAAUGUUUACUUUUGAGAAAGAAACUAGAAUUUGUCUGAUAGCAUUUAUACUUGAGCAGGUGGUAAUAUACACUUUUGUUUCUUAAUGUUAGAUAUAUUGCAUAAUUGGCAAACCUACUCAGGUGGUUAUAUCCAGGCAAAUCAUCAGCAUAAGCCAUACAGAUUGAGAUUGCUGAGAUUAUGGUUUUAUAUGGUGAUACUUCAUUUAUUUUUCUUUUUUAAAAGAGUAUUUUUAUUUGAGGAGUUGUGAGAGUUUCUGGUUCUGCAGAUGAUCCAUGCAUAAAACCACUUGCUUCCACAAGUGUUUGUAGUAUCAGGACCUUUAUCAUAAAAGGUCUGUCCCCUUCACCUGGCAUAAAAUUGAGGAGUAGGUCUGGCCAACGUCUUGUUUAUCAAGUUCACACAGAAUUCAGUGGAAAAAUUAUGUACAUUAUGUUUACCAGAAGAGCCUUAAUUGCAUAUUCUUGCUUGUACAUAUAGUAAUUAUCUAUGCAAUUCUGGCAUUUUCCUAGGAAAAGUGGGUUAAUGCUUUUCAAACUUUUUUUUUUUUUUUUUUUUUUUUUUUUGCUCUCCACUUGUGUGACUGUGUGGGUACAAGUGUUGGACAUUGAUAGAAGAUGGGGAAUUAGCAUAUGGGCUUGAGUCUCUGAAGUGCCAAUCCCUGCUGUUUUAAUAGGAACUCAGAAUUUGAAACCAAUGUGAGUAUGACAGAAAAAGGUGGGAGAGUUAGUUAAACUUCAGACUUUUUAAGAAAGAUGUUCAUAGCUAAACUUGAAAUGCUGUUCUUUCUUUUUCUUCUGCAUGGUGAAUGAGGGUGAAUAACUGUGUACCUCUCAUGCACAAAACCAUUCCUGCUUUGGAAAUUUGUGGUACCGUCUAGGCAAAAUAGUGAGUGAAAUAAGCUGUGUCAUCAGCCUUAAGUAGCAAAUAAUUUUUCUAAGCUUAAACACUGUUUGGAUACAGAGUGGCACUGGCAAUCUACUUUGAAAAGUUGCAUGAAGUCAUGAAUUAAACAGCAUAAGUAACUCAGAAAUGAAAGACCUGAAUCAUCAUUCUUUCAACUUCCUAUGUAGGAGAGGUUAGAGCUUGUUACAAGUUUAUGUAAAUCAAAGAGUAACCCUAUUUCAAGUACACAAUCCUGUGGUGGGCUUUACAACUGGAUGAAAUGAUCAGGCCCUAGAAUUAGUUCUAACGUAACUCUGUCAUUGCUAUAAGAAAACUUAUAUCCAAUGGCAUGAGUAUAUACAGAAUGCCACAUCAUGACCUUCCUUCACAGUACUUUACACCACAGAAGGAGUAUUCCUCAUAAGUUAUUCAAUGUGAGUAAGCAUAUCACAAUCUGGUCUCAAAACAGAUAAUCUAUUUCCAUAUGUUCUCAUUGUUUCCAUGUGCCCCUUCAGUCAGUUGAAAGCAAUAUAAAACUGAAUCUGAAAAUUAUGGUAAUUGUUUGUAAAUAUUUAAAAAGACAUUUAUAUGCAUAUUGAUAUACAACUAAUAUAUAAUAUUGUAAAUAUGUAUACAUAUGCAUACAGUGUGUGUAUAUAUUAUGUAUAUGCAUACACAAGAAGUCUUGACUGUUUUGUUAGUAUUGGUAAUAAGUGGCAGUCAUUUCUGUAUGUAUAUUAACAGUACAACUAGUGGAUACCCAAGAAUAUGCUUACAGGAUUUAAACACUAUUCAAUAUUGUUUUUUUUUAGGGUAUGUUAUGGUCUUCUGACAUCAAGAUAAGCUAAUUAAAUAUGUGGGUUUUGACGUAUUGCUACUUACUGCAGGAAAAAUAUCAGGAACACUACACUUUGCAAUAAUGAAGUAUCCUUUUAGUAUGAACUAUGCUGCUACUGACUUGUGUGUUCACAAAUAAAUAAAUGUCCCAGUAACGUAUCUAUCCAUCCUUUCUUUGGCAUACGCUAAUGACAAUGCCACAUUUUUUUCUUUUCUACUAAUUUAAACUAUUUUUUUUUCCUGUGAUGUUUUGGAAGUGUAGCACUGAAUUUAGAUGUGUUCUGUUGUUUCGCCGUGCUCACCUAUUGUUGCAUAGUUGUUCGAAAGUACAGUGGCAGCUGGCUUUUCUUGACUUUUCUCAAAUAUGUCUUAUUUGAAAAGCAAAAGGUGAGACUUUGAAAAGCACUUACAGCUGAGUUGGCUCCUUCUCCCCCUAAAACACUGUUGACCUUUCACCAAAUUAUUUGGGCCACAGCUAGGCUAACCUGUCCGCUUUUAGCAAUGUUAUAUGAUGGAUACAGGUUGAAAAUGGGAUCUGUCAAGAACAGUGAAUGCUUUGAAAAUAAUAAGUAAAUAAAAGCAUUGCUGCUGAAAAUAGGUCUAGCAUAACAUAACAUGGGCAACCCUGACAUUGCUGGUAAUUACAAUAUCUGAGUAAGCAUCAACACCAGUUAGUUUUAAGAAACCUAGGUUGUGUUUCAUGCUGCAACUUCAUUUAACAGAGAUGGCUUAGAUGAAUGUAUCUGUUAAUAUGUAUUAUAUAAUUUUAUAAACAGAGUUACGUUUAUUUGCAUAUAUGGCAUAACCUUUCUUAUCUUUACAUUCAAACUUCAUUGUAUGAUAUGUCUGCCUACCUUACAAGGUUUCUGGAUCAGUAUUUCUAGCCUGUCCUGGCUUAAUAUCAUUGAUUCUUCAGCUGGGUGUAAUCAAAGGUCAUUAAUACUGAAAAGUUCACUUUAAUUGACCCAUCGACUUACUUUAAUUAUGGCAAUAUAAAAGAGUGUCAAGUGCUAGACUCCUACAAAAAUAGUCAGUUAAUAUGUGUAUUCAAUAUUUCCUGUGUCCUUUUAGCUCUAGCUAAGGACUGUAAAAGUGUUCACUAUAUCUUUAUCUCUCCUUCAAGAUGAAGAAAUACGAUCUAAUAGAUGGGCAGAAGAACAAGCUUUUUUUU